CCCUGAAGCCCUGGGGGCCCCAUGGAGCCACUGACUUAUUUUGGAUUAAACAAAAGUCCAAACAAUUGAUAUUCAUUUUAAUUGAAUAUUUUGAUUAGUUUCUAAGACUAGUUGUGGGUUAAGUAGUGUUUCACUGGCGAUGUUUUCCCGUGACGUGUAUUUACGGCCCACCGGGCUGACUUCGUCUUCUGGGGGAAACUGAUGCUGCAACUCUUCAGUCUGAUUGUUCCUCUGACUCCAGAACCAAAACCCGAACUGGACCGACUGGGUUUGGGAUCAGCUUCACGGGAACCUGGUGACGUCUCCAGCGGCGGUUACCAUGGUAACCUCCCCGCAGCCUCUUGAUGCAGGAGGAGACUGGACUCAUAAGCAGAAUCUCUACCUGAACGCUCGGGGUUCAUUCGGAACCGCAAGGGACUCGCCGUCAGAACCGCCGGAACCGGUUCUGGUUCUGUUUGGCUCUCCAGCAACACAUCAGGCACCGUGAGGGCAGCCAAUGAUUCUCUGUGCUGCCUUGACGACCUUCUGAAGCCUCUCCCCGUCUGCCACGGUGCAGCUACGGUACCACACUGAUCCAGUACGUCAGCCAGCUCUCGAUGGAUGAGCGGUAGAAGGUCAGCAGCAGUUUGGGGUCCAAGCACUCAGGAAGUGUAGGCGCUGCUGAGCCUUCUUGGUGAUCGUUGUGAUGUUCUCUUCCAGUCGAUCCAGCGGUGAUGAGGACGCCCAGGAACCGGACAGAGUGGACCCUCUCUACACACUCGCCAUCGAUGUAAAGAGACUAACUGAAAAAGCGGAUCACAGUGGAGGUUAGCCCUGAAGAGGGACCGAUGAACGAACCACCAACCCGCCCAGGUCCAUCCUGGACGGGUCCACCGCAGAACCGGCUGGGAUUCGAACCGGGGACCUUGCUGCCUCCACAGCUCAUCCAGCAGCAGCAGGUCUUCUUCUGCGUGGACCGGUUGUGUAACCGCAGGGCGAGACGCAGCCUGAAGGUCAGCUCCUUCUGCCCCCUGCUGGCGGCAGCGCGUCACCGCAGCUCCGCUCCGCCUCCAUUUUGCCUCGGACAGCCGGCGGAGGAGCAGCGGCUCGCAGCGGCUCGCAGCGGACUGUCGGCCCAGCAUCCCCCGCGGUGGAUCCAGCGCUCUGCGGCUCUUUGCGGGUUUCUGCGGGAUGGCGGCGCUGCGGCGGCCCGCGGUUCGGGCGCAUCGGGACUUCUGAGGAUUUGUUCAUUUAGUGGUUGUUUUGGAAGCGGAGCGGAGCAGCAGAGGGGGUUCGGUUCGGCUUCGGAUGGUCAGGUUCCCAGCGAGGAUGUGGCAGUGAGCAUGCUCAGUGCGCUGAUUGUCACCAUGGAGUCAGUGGGUAGCAGCCCGGCCUGCAGCGAACAGAAAAACUGUACAGCCGACGAUGAAUCCAAAGACUACUGCUACUCGGCCCGCAUCCGCAGCACGGUGCUGCAGGGGCUGCCGUUCGGGGGCGUGCCCACUGUGCUCGCCCUGGACUUCAUGUGCUUCCUGGUGCUGCUCUUCGUCUUCUCCAUCCUGAGGAAGGUUGCGUGGGAUUAUGGCCGCCUGGCGCUGGUCACAGAUGCAGACAGACUGAAGAAGCGUUUCAGCGACCUGGAGGAGCAGGAAUAUGUUGCCUCAGCGAUGCACUCGGAGACUCCGGAUCGCUACGAACGACUCACCUCGGUGUCCAGCUCUGUGGACUUCGACCAGAGAGACAACGGCUUCUGCUCCUGGCUCACGGCCAUCUUCAGAAUAAAGGACGAGGAGAUCCGUGAGAAGUGCGGCGAGGACGCCGUGCACUACCUGUCCUUCCAGCGCCACAUCAUCGGCCUUCUGGUCGUCGUCGGCGUCCUCUCCGUGGGCAUCGUCCUGCCGGUGAACUUCUCCGGUGACUUGCUGGUCAGAAUUAUCAGUGCAGAUGCUUUCCUAAGCCAGGGAGCUCCUGGACCUCCUUCCAAAGAAGAGAACAACGCCUACAGCUUCGGACGGACCACGAUCGCCAACCUGAAGUCAGAGACCAAGCUGCUGUGGCUCCAUACGACCUUUGCCUUCAUGUACCUGCUGCUGACGGUCUACAGCAUGAGGAGACACACGUCUAAGAUGCACUACAAGGAGGAUGAUCUGGUGAAACGCACUUUAUUCAUAAACGGCAUCUCCAAGUAUGCUGAUGAGAGUCAGAUCAAGCAGCACUUUGAGCAGGCCUACGACAACUGUGUGGUUCUGGAGGCUCGGAUCUGUUACAACGUGGCCAAACUGAUGGCGCUGAGCGCUGAGAGGAAGAAGACGGAGCGCAGUAAGAAGUUCUUCACCGACCUGAUGGCGAAGGAGCACGUUCCCACCAUGAUCAACCCCAAGCCCUGCGGACACCUGUGCUGCUGCGCCAUCGCCGGCUGCGAGGAGGAAGAAGCUGUGAGCUACUACACCAAGAGAGAGGCCAAGCUAAAGGAGGAGUACAGGAAGGAGAAGGAGAAGGUCCACACCAAGCCGCUGGGCAUGGCCUUCGUCACCUUCCAGAACGAGGCCAUGACCGCCAUCAUCCUGAAGGACUUCAACGCCUGCCAGGUUCAGGGUUGUCGUUGUCGCCAGGAGCCGUGUUCCUCUCAGUUCAGCGAAGUCCUCCAUGUUCACAACUGGAGCGUGACGUACGCACCGGACCCGCAGAACGUCCGCUGGGAGCACCUGUCGCUGGGCGGGAUCUCCUGGUGGAUCCGCUGCUUCAUCAUCAACUGCAUCCUCUUCAUCCUGCUCUUCUUCCUCACGACGCCGGCCAUCAUCAUCUCCACCAUGGACAAGUUCAACGUCACCAAGCCUGUGGAGUAUCUGAACAACCCCAUAAUCACUCAGUUCUUCCCCACCCUGCUGCUCUGGGCCUUUUCUGCUCUGCUGCCCACCAUCGUCUAUUACUCUGCCUUCUUUGAGGCUCACUGGACCAGGUCUGGAGAAAACAGGACCACCAUGCACAAAUGCUACACCUUCCUGAUCUUCAUGGUUCUGCUGCUGCCGUCUCUUGGACUCAGCAGUCUGGAUGUUUUCUUCCGCUGGCUGUUCGAUAAGAAGUUCCUGGAUGACGCUAAAGUCAGAUUUGAGUGCGUCUUCCUACCGGAUAACGGAGCGUUCUUCGUCAACUACGUCAUCGCCUCGGCCUUCAUCGGGAACGCCAUGGACCUGCUGAGGAUCCCCGGCCUGCUCAUGUACAUGAUCCGCCUGUGCCUGGCCCGCUCCGCCGCCGACCGCCGCAACGUGAAGAGGCACCAGGCCUACGAGUUCCAGUUUGGCGCCGCGUACGCCUGGAUGAUGAACGUCUUCACGGUGGUGAUGGCCUACAGCAUCACCUGCCCCAUCAUAGUCCCCUUUGGUCUCAUGUACAUGCUGCUGAAACACCUGGUGGACAGGUACAACAUGUACUACGCCUACCUGCCGUCCAAGCUGGACAAGAAGAUCCACUCAGCCGCAGUGACUCAGGUGGUGGCCGCGCCCAUCCUCUGCCUCUUCUGGCUGCUCUUCUUCUCCACCGUCCGCACAAGCUUCGAUACGCCCACCUCCAUGUUCACGCUGGUGGUCCUUGUGGUCACCAUCGUGGUCUGUCUGUCCCACGUCUGCUUUGGACACUUCAAGUACCUGAGCGCCCACAACUACAAGAUCGACACAAAGGAGAGCGAGGUGGACGCCGUGAAGAACGGACGACCGGCUCGCUCUUCAUCCUCUCCAAGCAGCAAGUCUCAGCAGGUGGCGCCGCAGCAGCAGAUGUACAUCGCCCAGGUGCUGCAGGAUCCGAACUCGGAUGAGCCGGGCGGCGCCAGCAGCGAGGAGGACCGGGGCUCGUCGCAGGACGAGGAAAUGCUGAACGGAGGGAACGGCAUCAACGAGGCGGAUUUCCAGUCGGGGGAGGACAGUCUGAUCGCCAACGAGGUCCACCAGUAGCUGGAGGCGGAGCUAGAGGAAGGGGCGGAACUAGCCACACCACAGCUACCAGUAAGGCCAACUGGAGAUUCACCGUUCGCACUCAGACGGUAGUGUGGCUGGGUUAGCCCCGCCCCCCUCAGCCUGAAGACUCGACCCUGACCUUUGACGCCGGCGCCGGAUCGCCACCAUCCAGCCCUCCACAGGAAGUCACUGUACAUACCCACAACGCCAAACUGUCGUCCGUUAUCCUGGUGAGGGUGGGGUCCAACUUGUGCCUGGGCUGGUUUCCGUUUGUUCGCACUCGUGUCUUGAUCCCCAUCGACUCCUGAUCCGUCUGAGGAACGACGGCGUCGGGCCGCUGAGCCGUCCGAUCCCGUAGCCGUGGAAGCUUCGCUAACGCAGAACGGCCCCACCUUCCUUCUGUUCCCAAAACUCCCACAUCUGUCCUGCACAUCCUUUUGGUUUGCUGUCGACCCGCCGAGCUUCUUGCUGCAUGUCGUGACGUCGCCACCUAGUGGUGACUUCAUUCAUCACAGGAACAAACUCGCCCGGAUUCCUCUGUCUGUCAGCAGCUUGUCCG
Molecule: messenger RNA, 4488 nt
Organism: Poecilia reticulata (guppy)
Lineage: Eukaryota; Metazoa; Chordata; Actinopteri; Cyprinodontiformes; Poeciliidae
Source: RefSeq, a predicted model, not a curated record